Molecule: messenger RNA, 2179 nt
Organism: Gastrolobium bilobum
Lineage: Eukaryota; Viridiplantae; Streptophyta; Magnoliopsida; Fabales; Fabaceae
Product: protein LONGIFOLIA 1-like
Exons: 4
Coding region: 1-2166 (721 amino acids)
Biological process (GO): regulation of monopolar cell growth
Source: RefSeq, a predicted model, not a curated record
AUGACGACUGGUAUAGUACGCGACCAGAACUUGGAAAAACAGAUGCAGAAGCAAAUGGGGUGCAUGUCAGGGUUCCUUCAGAUCUUCGAUCGCCACCAAAUACUCACCGGAAAACGCAUCCACUCAGCCAAAAGACUCAGACUCCCUCCCGCAUCGGAUUCCUCGCCGGAACCGGAGAAACACAUUGGAUCUCCGGCGAUUUCAACGCCUUCUCCGGCGAGAGAGGCCCAACCUGAAGCAAAGGUGACUCUUCCUGUUCUGGAGUUCAAGGAAGGCACGAGGUCUUCGUGGAAGUUCUCCAGAGAGGCUCCCAGACUCUCUCUCGAUAGCAGAGCCGUCGUGGAUGCCAAAGGAGCACUUCACCCGAGAGAGAUCCGAACCAACACGGCAACAGCAACAGCAACGAAUCUCGGAGCAGAAAACGACGGAGACAAACAGCGUCGUUCCACAAGCGUUAUUGUCAGGCUUAUGGGCCUGGACACACUACCGGAUUCGGAUCCUGACCCGGUUGCGAAGCUCCGAAGAUCCGCGUCCGAGUCGGAGUCCAGGGUCCCCAGAGAUCUGCCACAGUGUCGGUUCUUCGACUCUAACAACUUUCAGUUGAAGCAGUUACAGGCGAAAACAAAAACCCAGGCUAGUAAUGUAGCGCGUGAGAAUAAUGCUGGCACUUUCAAUAAUCGGUUGUCCAAUGACAGAGCCAUGGAUCAAACAGAAGCAACCAGAGCUUCCCUUCCUUUGAGGCAGAGAGGAAUAAUAGCACAAAAGAAGAAGAGUUUCUAUGACUCUGCUGAUUUCUUCCCCGAGCCGAAGCACACCGUUUCAAUGUACGGAGAGAUUGAGAGGAGGUUGAGGAUACGAGGGAUUCAAGAGCCUCCCAAGGAUCCUCACACUCUCAAGCAUAUCUUGGAGGCUCUGCAGCUUAAGGGUCUGUUACAUUCCAACCAAUCUCCCAUUGUUAUCAUGAAGCCGGUUAGAUCUUCCGGUUCGUUGAACCGAACCGGGAAUAAUUAUUCUUCACCUCCUCCCUCCAGCCUCCGGUCCAGUCCUCGCGCUCGCCGGAGCCCGAGCCUUGCCAGUGAGACUGAUCGAAGUAUUAGAACUCAAACCAGAGGCAGAAACUCGAGGAAGGUUCAAAACACGGAGACUCAGAGGAAAGUGAACAGUGACGGUGUUGAUUCGAGAAGGGUGUCUCCGGUUCAUUCCCCAAAGAUAAGCUCGAGAGGGAAUGCAGCGGUUCAGCAAGUGACGAAUGGAUCGCCCAGGGCGAGAAAAGCGAUUGAUCGUAAAGAGGUGAAGGAGAAAGUUAAGAUGUUGAAUGGAGCAGAGGAUGAAUCUUCCACCAUUUCAGAGAAUAGCUUCAGCACCUCUUCACAUACCGAUACAGAGAGAUACAAGCCGGAAGAGUACAAGGAAGGGAGGAAUCUGCUUGAUAGGUGUGAUAAGUUGCUUAACAGCAUUGCGGAAAUAACAGCAGGGAACGAGUUGCAACAACCGAGUCCUGUAUCGGUACUUGACUCAUCAUUUUACAAGGACGAUUGGUGUUCACCUUCCCCAAUAACCAAACGGUGCAUUGAUUACAAAGAUCAAGGGGCGGAGUCAGAAGAUGAUACGUGGAGUGCAGCUUUGUGUAGCAGUGAAGGCAAAUCCGAGGAGGCAGCAUCGGAGGAUUGUGAUUUCGUUUACGUGUCGGAGAUCCUGCGUGCAUGUAGUUACUUGCCGGAAGACAGCGACGUUUUCUUGUUGCUGGAGAAGCACCAGUGUCUGAAGGGGAUGGACACCUCAGAACCUUCGAGGCUGAAGAGGCGGUUGAUUUUCGACACCCUCCAGGAGAUCCUGAACCGGAACCAACAGUUACCGCCGUGGAAGGUGGUGUCAUGCGGCGAGCAGACGCAGCACGUGUGGUCGGAGUUUCGGAGGAUCCGAGAGAGGGAGGAAUCGGAAUCGGAAUCGGAGGACUUGUUUAAGGUGAUAUGUGGCGUGUUGAGGAAGGACAUGGCGGAAGAGAUGAGUGGUUGGGGUGAAUGGACAAUGGAGAUGGGUGAUGUCGUUUUGGACAUCGAACGCCUCGUGUUCAAAGAUCUCAUUGGUGAAACCAUUCGAGAACUCGCCUCAUGUGCCCCUAAAUGUAACACAUUAUCCGUUCCUCGUAGGAAGCUGCUCUUUUGAAUUCCAAUCACAA